UAGAUAGUGUUGUACUCUGGCCCAAACCCAUCGGCCUCUCGCGUUUGUUGAAUCUGAAGCCCCUUCUCUUCUUCUUCAUCAGGAGGCACUGGCAGCAAACAAAAAGUUCCUCAGAGCCGUAGCCUUUUCUCAGGCCAGAAAAUCCCUCAGUUUUGGAAGCAGCACCCAAAGAAUGGAAAUAUGUGCUCCUAUUAAACAUCCUGCUCUGUUCUGCACCCGAUGCUCUUUGGCAGAAACAAACUGCAAAACCCUAGAAAACGACGCCUAGAAAUACAGCCAAGGAGUGCUUUGCUAUUUGAUGAUGACAUGGUCAUUAGAGCUUUGAGGGCAGGAUCAAGAAUUCUUCUAUAUGAUGUGGAAAAGAUUAUGGCUCCUAAUUUAUUAAUCUUGAGGGAAAUUGGAAUGACACAAUCCCUUAUCAAUAUGUUAUUGACAUAUCAUAGUUCUUUGAUAUGCCAUAAAGUUGACAAGUUCCGGGAUAAGGUAAAAGAGGUUAUUAAUAUGGGGUUCUGCCCGACCAAAACAAAGUUCGUCCACGCUCUUCAUGCAAUUAUCAGCAUUAGUAAAUCAAAUUGGCAGCACAAGAUUGAGCUUUAUGGAAGAUAUGGUUGGUCUGAAGAUGAGAUGUUGUCAGUUUUCAAGAAACAUCCUCUUUGCAUGUAUGUGGACAAACACAAGGAGCAUAUUCCUUAUUUGCUCGAUGUCUUUGAAGGUAAAGGUAGGAUGUAUUCUGAGGAGCUAGGAUUUCAAUAUGGGCAAUAA
Molecule: messenger RNA, 762 nt
Organism: Jatropha curcas
Lineage: Eukaryota; Viridiplantae; Streptophyta; Magnoliopsida; Malpighiales; Euphorbiaceae
Source: RefSeq, a predicted model, not a curated record